Closterium sp. NIES-65 is the source of this 1026-nucleotide messenger RNA. NCBI's taxonomy places the organism in Eukaryota, Viridiplantae, Streptophyta, Zygnematophyceae, Desmidiales, Closteriaceae. The record is from the annotation of a GenBank genome assembly.
AUGGUAACCCUAUCGGUCUUCGCGUUGGUGUUCCUCGCCAUCGUCGAGAAAAGUCCGCCCGGCGCCCUGGCCUACAGCAGUUUCAAAAAGAAGCUCACGCCCAUCCCCUUUCCCAGUCCCCUCCCCAGCGCGACCGAUCCAGACCCCCCCAAACCGUGGACCUGCGAUGUUUCCUCUGGAAGCUGGACACCUUCCGCGAACCUUCCACUCUACACCGGGCUGACGUGUCCGUACAUCCGCUCCGGCCACAACUGCCAGACCGCGGGGCGCUCCGAUAUGAGUUAUCAGAAACUGCGCUGGCGGCCGUGGGGGUGCAAGGUGGUGCAGUUGACGCCACAGAGACUCCUCACUCUCUUCCGCAACAAGACGGUCGUGGUGUUCGGCGACAGCGUCUCUAAGGACCUCUCCACGUCGCUACGCUGCAUGCUGCACGCCGCCAGCCCCAACUUCUCGCGAUUCAAGCUGGCAGGAGGGGCGACGAGAGUGUGGGGCGAGAAGGUGGAACCCCAAAACAUCCGCAUAGUGUCGCUCUUCUCCUCGCAUCUGAACGACAUUGGGUUCAUCCCCGACGCAUCCCAACCUCCUUCUGCCGCUGCUGCUGCUGCCGGUGCGACUAACUGGUGGUACGCGGAAGACAACCAGUGGUUCCUAGGCGGCAGGCAGCAGAAAAUAACCCGAGACGCAGCCUAUGCGAUCGGGCUGGCGACUCUAAGAGACCAUGUGGCGCGGUCGGGCUUUAAGGGGAAGGCGGUGGUGAUGGGCGUGUCUCCUUCGCACUAUAUCGUCCCGGUGGCUGGGAUGAAGAAGGGGAAAUGCGACAUUAACACGCGUCUUGACUGGAACCAGACCAAGGAAGUGAGGAGGAUGGACAGCCGGUCAUUUGAAAUGCGGAAGGUGCAGCUGCAGGUGCUGAAAGGGUCACGGCUGCGAUACGUGGACGUGUUACCAAUGAGCUUCUGGCGGCCAGACGGGCAUGUGGUAACACUGGAAAGCACGAUUGUCUGCACUGGUGUGAAGCUGGUGUAA